Amblyraja radiata (thorny skate) is the source of this 2311-nucleotide messenger RNA. RefSeq names its product solute carrier family 25 member 16 (gene slc25a16). Lineage: Eukaryota; Metazoa; Chordata; Chondrichthyes; Rajiformes; Rajidae. The coding region runs from base 250 to 1209 and encodes 319 amino acids. The record is from RefSeq and is a predicted model, not a curated record. The transcript is spliced from 10 exons. Gene Ontology annotation, biological process: transmembrane transport. Gene Ontology annotation, cellular component: mitochondrial inner membrane.
GUGCUGCAGGUUGCAGCCGCGCGGUCAUUUGCUCCGGUGAUCGAGAGGCGGGCUGCGCGCGGAGGCCCGGAUGCAGUGGCCAUCGUCGGGCUGUUUGUUAACGGACGAGGCCGCGGGGGCGGCGGCCAAAGGUCGGUCAGUCAGUCGCUCGCUCGCUCGCACUGUCUAUCGGUCUAUUAACUGGCGGCUGAGGCGAGAAGAAGCCGAGAUAAGCUUAAUCAUCCGUGAAUAGAUUGGGACUCGUUCGUCAUGACAACGGAAGCCCCCAUCCCUGGCAACGCCAAGCCUCACGCCCCUGCGCAUCAAAACUAUUUUUGGCUCCGCUCCUUCGUAGCAGGAGGUGUUGCAGGAUGUUGUGCAAAGUCAACUAUCGCCCCCUUGGACAGAGUGAAGAUUUUACUACAGGCUCACAACCGUCACUACAAUCACCUUGGAGUGUUUUCUGCUCUUUGCGCUGUGCCAAAGAAAGAAGGCUUCCUUGGAUUGUAUAAAGGUAACGGAGCUAUGAUGGUCAGGAUCUUUCCAUACGGCGCCAUUCAGUUCACUGCAUUCGACAGAUACAGAAAGAUUUUGAUCAACAAACUAGGUAUUGCUGGGCACAUUCACCGAUUAAUGGCCGGAGCCAUGGCAGGGAUUACUGCAGUGAUAUGCACCUAUCCGCUGGAUAUGAUCCGAGCACGUCUGGCCUUCCAGGUAAAGGGUGAGCACAGGUACGCUGGAAUCAUUGAUGCUUUCAGAGUUAUUUAUGCACAGGAAGGAGGAUAUCGAGGAUUUUACAGAGGCCUGACUCCUACUAUCAUUGGCAUGGCUCCUUAUGCUGGUAUUUCCUUCUUCACAUUUGGCACCUUGAAGAGUAUUGGACUCAGCCAUGCCCCUGGUGUGCUGGGAAGGCCUUCUUCUGACAAUCCCGAUGUCAUGGUAUUAAAAUCCCACGUGAAUCUGAUGUGUGGUGGAAUAGCAGGAGCGUUUGCCCAAACAAUAUCGUACCCACUAGACGUGGCUCGACGGCGAAUGCAAUUGGGUUCCGCUUUGGCUGAGGCUGACAAAUAUGUGACAAUGUCCAAGACUCUGAGAUAUGUCUACGAUCAACAUGGCUUACGGAGGGGCCUGUACCGAGGCCUCACUCUCAAUUACAUCCGCUGUAUCCCCUCGCAGGCUGUGGCCUUUACCACCUACGAACUGAUGAGGCAGGCUCUUCACCUCAACUGAGGGACCAUCGAGUUCAUCGUCACAACCACCACGUAUCAAUCAUGAGAAGAUUUGCCUCUGCUGACUGUUCCGACCGUCUUUGGAGACGAUUAUUUAUUUAAUGAAGUGACUGUGAUUCGGGUUUGAAGAUCGGCAUCACUGUGCUUCGGCCAAGAUUUUGCUUUUGGACGGUCCUUCAGAAUUACGCCACGGGUUCUUUAAUGUCAUUUCAAAAGAGCUGAAGGGCCUCGGUAGAACCAUCAUUAGACGGGUGGCCCCUUUGACCGUGCCGCACUGAAGUGCCGGCCAAAGAAUUUAGCUUCCGUUCUCCCCCGGUAAGCCACACUUCAAAAUCUAUCAACUCGGGCAAGAGUGCUGCCAAUUGGACUGCACCUGCUGAACCACAUGCGAGUCUGGCCCUGUGCAUAGACACGAUGGCGUCCGUUAACUGAGAUACAACCGCCACAUCCACCCUCCACAAGCUUUCAGCUGUGAGGAAACCAUUCAAACCCAACUUAAGGGAAAGAUCCUUUGUAUCUACUGUUCAGAGCAUUUCACUGCAUCUAGAGAUGUGCACCUUCCAUAAGCUUCCAGCUCUGAGGAAACCAUCCUUCAGCCCAACUUAAGGAGAAGACCCUUUGUAUCUCCUGUUCAUAACAUUUCACUGCACCUACACCUUCCAUAAGCUUCCCGUUCAUAGCAUUUCACUGCAUCUACAGACGUAUGUGCACCUGUCGAGACAUUGACUUGAAAAUAACUUGUCGAGAAAUUGACUUGAAGUUCGACUUAACUGAAACUUCUCUACAUAAAAUGAAGUAUUGCUGAAGUGGUCGCUGGUUUAGGACAUGCCCGUUUCCUCCACUGCCAACAGGGGUCGGAGCUAUUUGGGGAAACGCGAGACCGUUGUUAUUUACUCGCAGAAGAUCUGGGACCAGCUCAACCAGCAGGGUUUGGAAAUGAGGGCUGGCAGUCCACGGGUCUGCAGAGUCUCGUCAACGCCUGGCCACGACUGGCGCCGAGUCCAUCGCUAAACGCCGCACAUGCUCAAGACCACCAAAACCAUCACAUUUCUCGGCAUUUAUUUCUUGUAAUCUUCAACUGCAGUAAAUCCUUGUGAACAUUU